Molecule: messenger RNA, 1410 nt
Organism: Rotaria sp. Silwood2
Lineage: Eukaryota; Metazoa; Rotifera; Eurotatoria; Philodinida; Philodinidae
Source: the annotation of a GenBank genome assembly
AUGGACAAUUCAUUACUAGACAACGAGUACAAAGUCUUUAACAUGCGUCGAAGAAUUCCAAUGCAACAUAAUUUCGAAGAAAAUAAUGCAAUAGACGAGAGACGUUGUUCAGCGUCCAAAAAUAGAAAACAUAUUUUUAUAUUUGUUCUGACGAUUUUGAUCGUAGUGCUCAUUAGCGCUCUUAUUGCAUUAAUAGUUCUUAUAGCCCAAACUGGAGUAACAAUAGAUAAGCAACGAUCAAGGCAUCAAAAAGUUUUAUUUGUAAUUGUGGAUGGUGUUUCUGCAGAUGUCAUAGAAAAUAUUAAACGUCCCAACAUGAAAAAGAUUCAAGACAUUGGAAGUUAUAAGAGAACUUAUGUUGGAGGUGACAAUGGCACUUAUUCGGAAACACCUCCUAUUUCGGCAGCUGGUUAUAUGAAUCUACUCACUGGUACAUGGGCUAAUAAACACAAUGUGUAUGAUAAUGAUGUUAACUUUCCCAAUUAUCAUUAUAAAAAUAUUUUUCGACUUUUUAAAGAACAAUAUUUCGAUAAAAAGAUUGCCAUUUUCUCGACUUGGACAAAUAAUCGUAUCAAACUGAUCGGUGAAGGAUUGGUUACGGCAGGUAAUAUUACAUUCGAUUAUAAAUUCGAUGGAUACGAACUCGAUCAGAUUACUUAUCCUCAUGAUCUAGAUGAUCAUUUUAUCUUUGACAUCGAUCAACGUGUGACUAAUGAAACUGUAGCAUGUAUCAAACAAUAUGCACCUGAUCUUUCAUGGGUUUAUUUGCAAUAUACAGAUGACGUCGGCCAUCAGUAUGGAGAUGGUGAAAAAUUCAAUGAAGCAGUUACUGAUGUUGAUCAUCAGAUAGGACAAAUUUGGAAAGCUAUCGAUUAUCGAAUGCAACAUCAUCAAGAAUAUUGGUCAAUUAUUAUUACGACGGAUCAUGGUCGAGCUCCGAUAAACGGCAAAGAGCAUGACAAUCAAACUGAUAGAGAACGAACAACUUGGAUCAUAACAAACAGUCAACAAAUGAAUAGUUACUUUCAUGACUUUGAGCCUGCCAUGGUUGAUUUAUAUCCAACAAUUGCAAAUUGGAUAGGUCUUCGUAUUCCGAUUGAAUCUGAAAGAGAAUUAGAUGGAGUACCGUUGAUAGGAAAAGUAUCAUUAGUGAAACCGGAUGUAAAAUUGUUCGAUAAUAGUUUAAAAAUUAGUUGGACAGUUUUGGAUCAUACUGGAAAUGUCCAAGUGUGGCUGUCAACUACAAAUUCAUAUAAAGACGGUUUGGCAGAUAAUUACUAUUUAAUGGAAACAGUACCCAUAGAUAAAAAUAUGGUUAUCGUUGAUAUUAAAGCAUAUCCAUCAAACUUCUAUAAGGUAGUCCUCGAAGGGCAAUAUAAUAUGGUGAAUAGAUGGGUAUUUCGAUCAUGA